Molecule: messenger RNA, 901 nt
Organism: Clunio marinus
Lineage: Eukaryota; Metazoa; Arthropoda; Insecta; Diptera; Chironomidae
Source: the annotation of a GenBank genome assembly
GAAGAUUAUUUCGUUCCGUAUUCACCGAAAAAUAUCACGAACGAUCAAGAAACCAAACCCAAGAAAAGAACAUUUUGUAAGCAGGAGUUGAAAGUUGAAUACAUAAAAACUGGUAAAAAUAGUUUAAAUGUUAUUGUUAAUGAUCAUCGCUUUCAAAAAUAUCAGGAAAGGGGAAAUCGCAGUUAUUGGGAAUGCAGGUUCAGAAGGAAAUUGAAUUGCCUAGCAAAAGUUAUUAAAAUUGGAGACAAAAUUGUAGCAACAAAACCAAUCGAGCACAAUCAUUUAGUCAUCCUAGAUGUGAAAGCACAAGUGUUAACUAAAUUAGAGCAAAAAGCUCUAUUGGCUUUGAAAAAUGCCGGUUUGGGCAGUCACAUUGCACGCUUGUUGGAGCUUUUAGGAUUUAGACGAUUUCAAGACUUGGGAAGAAUUGAAACGAAUUAUGUGGAUUGGUUGCAGAAAGCUAUAAGAAACGGACUUGUUAAUAGAAAAUGUAACUUGGACAAUCCGAAACAACGUUUGAGAAUAUUUGGAUAUGAUUGUAAAUCUAUUGAAAAUUUCUCGUUUCUUUCUUUGGAUUACAUCAAACUCACUGAAGAUUUGCCAGCUAUUUAUAAGAAAAUGCAAAAAGGGAGAGACAGACAAGUUUAUUUUGUAGAAACCUCGCUUCAAAAAGCAUCAAAAAUUAAUACAAGUAAACGUUUAUGUCUGGAGAAAAGUUGCGCUUGCGAUAAUGAUGAAUGAAAUAAUAAAUAUCUUCAAGAAACUUAACUCGUCACAUCUUAAUUAGCCAAUCUGAUAUUUUAGAAAAUGAUUUAGGUGGACUUUCACAUUGAAGAUUCUCUUAUAAGUUGAAAUUAAAAAUAAAUUAAAUAAUUAAAAAAUUGUAGUAAAUUUAAAAUUU